AGCUUCGCUCGCCCUCCGUGGCAGGCAGGGCAAGGCAGGGCAGGGCAGGGAGCCGCUGCCCCGUUCGCUCCCCGCUCCCUGCCCCGAUAAGGCUCCGCAGGGACUCUGCCCUCCGCCUCGGCAGCGUUUCACAACCGGCCCGGCGGCGCCAGACCCGCGGAGCCCACGGAGGACUGCGGCAGCCCGGCAGCGCUGCGAGCCCGGCAGGAGCAUCCCCGAGCGCGGCGGGCAAGUGCUGAGCGGCCAUGGAGAGGAUGCAGCAGAUCGUGGGGCGGGCGAGGGCCGCCUUCAACUCGGGCCGGAGCCGCCCGCUGGAGUUCAGGAUUCAGCAGCUGAAGGCCCUGGAGAGGAUGGUGCAGGAGAAGGAGAAGGAGAUCCUGGCAGCCCUCAAGGCGGAUCUGAACAAGAGUGGGCCCAACGCCUACAGCCAUGAGAUUCUGGGUGUGCUGGGGGAGCUGGCCCAGACCAUGGAGAAGCUGCCGUCCUGGGCAGCCCCUCAGCCCGUGAAGAAGAACCUGCUGACCAUGAGGGAUGAAGCCUACAUCAACUACGAGCCCCUGGGCGUGGUGCUGAUCAUCGGGGCCUGGAACUACCCCUUUGUGCUGGUCAUGCAGCCCCUGAUCGGGGCCAUCGCAGCAGGCAAUGCCGUGGUGGUGAAGCCGUCAGAGAUCAGCGAGAACACGGCUCGGCUGGUGGCUGAGCUGCUCCCACAGUACCUGGACAAGGAGCUGUACCCUGUGGUCACUGGAGGAAUUCCUGAGACUACCGAGCUGCUGGCGCAGAGAUUUGACCACAUCCUCUACACCGGCAACUCCGCUGUGGGCAAAAUUGUGAUGGCAGCAGCUGCCAAGCACCUGACCCCUGUCACCCUGGAGCUGGGGGGGAAGAGCCCCUGCUACAUCGACAAGGACUGUGACCUGGCUGUGGCCUGCAGGCGGAUAACGUGGGGCAAGUACAUGAACUGUGGGCAAACCUGCAUCGCCCCAGACUACAUCCUGUGCGACCCAUCCAUCCAGGGCAAGGUGGUGGAGAACAUCAAGGCGACCCUGAAGGAAUUCUAUGGGGAAGACGUGAAGUCGUCUCCGGACUAUGAAAGGAUCGUCAACCAGCAUCACUUCAAGAGGGUCAAGAGCCUGCUGGAAGGACAGAAGAUUGCUCAUGGGGGAGAGACUGAUGAGGCCUCCUGCUUCAUAGCACCAACCAUCCUCACGGAUGUUUCCCCGGAGUCAAAGGUGAUGGAGGAGGAAAUCUUUGGGCCAGUGCUGCCCAUUGUGACUGUGAGGAGCGUGGAGGAAGCCAUUGAGUUCAUCAACCUUCGGGAGAAGCCCCUUGCCCUGUAUGUCUUCUCCAACAACAAGCAGUUAAUCAAGAGAGUCAUCUCGGAAACCUCCAGUGGUGGUGUGACUGGAAAUGAUGUCAUCAUGCAUUUCUUCCUCUCAACUUUACCUUUUGGUGGUGUUGGGAACAGCGGGAUGGGCGCCUACCACGGCAAGCACAGCUUCGAGACCUUCUCCCACCACCGCGCCUGCCUGAUCAAGGACCUGAAGAUGGAGAAGACCAACAAAAUGCGGUACCCACCUGGCAGCCAGAAGAAGGUGGACUGGGCCAAGUUCUUCCUCCUGAAGCGGUUUAACAAGGCCCGAAUUGGGCUCUUUGUCGUGGCCCUGCUGGGGGUUGUGGCAGCGGUGAUGAUUAAGAGCCACCAGUCUGUGCUGAAGAGAAAAGCCCUCAUGGUCGUGCUGGCUGUGCAGAGGCUGGGCUGGCCCAGUGGGUGGUAAGGAGGAGCAGGUUUCAGAGCACUGCUGUGGCUGUCACAGUGAGGUGGUUAACUGACGAAGAGAGAAGGAACCACAUCAUACUCUGGGUGCUCGCUUUGUGUCUGUUUCCUUAAGCUGGGAAGUCAUUAUUUUCUUUUGUUCUGGGUGAUUUCAGUGAGCUGUCGAGCACACAGAGUAGCCUUAGAGAAGCACUAACUACGAGAAGGCUCAGAUUCCUGUUCACUUAAAAGCCAUGCUGGAACAGAGGGACCAGUGGGGACUCUCCAAAGGAGGACUGCAGAGCGACAAAUUCCAGUCCCUGCCUCCACCCUGUGCCAUGCAGAGCUUCCAGGGACACACAGUGUCCUGCACCAAACCGCUCAGUUUCCUUCAGUGACCAACAGGAGCUGAAGUUUCAGCAAUCCUUGGGUUGGCAGUGUUUUCCCUGCAGUUUUGGGGAUGGUCUGAACACUCACCCCCAAGCCUGAGACAGGCUGUGCUGCCCCAUGCAUUUGGCCAAGAGUGAUGGCUGUUAAUAAACCCAAUGAGGUUCCGUUUGCCAUUUAAUUUAAUUUAAUAUAAUAUAAUUUAAUAUAAUUUAAUUUAAUUUAAUUUAAUUUAAUUUAACAUUCUCACGUCUCUGCAAACCAGAAUCAUCCACAGCUGGUCAGGGGCUGCUUGUUGCGUUCUGUGUUUCAUCAUGUGCCUUUAACAGCUAUUUAGCAGUUAGAAAACUCCAAAGGUGAUGGCUGCACUGCCUGUCUUGUGCUGGUGAGUGUCUCAUGCUGGAGCAAAAGAACUUUCAGGCCUGUUCAGAGAAGUGGGAAUGACAAAUACCUUGUGGAUUAUCCCAGCCCCACACGGCCACUUGCUUUUUCCCUGUGGGAUGGGGAGGAGAUUUGGAGGAAAGUGAGAAAACUUGUAUGUUGAGAUAAAAAAAGUUUAAUAGGUGAAGUGAAAGCUGGGCUUGCAGGCAGAUCAAAGCAAAUUAAGGAAUUUGUUCAUUAAUUCCCCUCAUCAGGCAGGUGUUCGGCCAUCCCCAGGAGAGCAGGGCGUCGUCACACCUGGUGGUGACUUGGGAAGACAAACUCCGUAACUCCCAACGUCACAAAUCCAAAACAGCACCAUCCUUCUAAAAAGAAACUUGGUGUCUACCACGAAAAUUAACUUCAUCCUGGCCAAAGCCAGUACAAAGCUGUUCCUGGUCAGAUUCCUCCAAGGGAAAGUAACUACUGGAAGAGUAAUGUGUGUGCUCCUUCAUGUUUGAGCUUCUCAGGAUGCUGUAAUCUUUCACUGGGGCAUAAUGUGGGGCUUGUUCUAGCUUGGGGGAAGGAUGCUGAAGGAAUUGAAGGUGAAAGAGUCUUUAGAACUAUUCAUGUUAAAGCAAAUUGAAAAAUGGUUGAUAGAUGCAACUAAUAUAGAGUAGAAAAUUAUAUUUACUGUGCAAUAAGUGGGAUUUCUUCAUGUCUGGUGAAAAUUCAUCUGCUCAGCCUUUUUGAUGAUACGUUUUGCAAGCCACUAAAUAAACACUAAGAAUUUAAAUAAUAAA
Messenger RNA from Hirundo rustica (Barn swallow), 3306 nucleotides. Its product is annotated as aldehyde dehydrogenase family 3 member A2-like. Bases 246 to 1778 code for a protein of 510 amino acids. Gene Ontology annotation, biological process: aldehyde metabolic process. The record is from RefSeq and is a predicted model, not a curated record. Lineage: Eukaryota; Metazoa; Chordata; Aves; Passeriformes; Hirundinidae. Gene Ontology annotation, cellular component: cytoplasm. Gene Ontology annotation, molecular function: aldehyde dehydrogenase (NAD+) activity. The transcript has 12 exons.